Amphimedon queenslandica is the source of this 1607-nucleotide messenger RNA. RefSeq names its product protein unc-93 homolog A-like. The transcript has 4 exons. The coding region runs from base 47 to 1555 and encodes 502 amino acids. The record is from RefSeq and is a predicted model, not a curated record. Lineage: Eukaryota; Metazoa; Porifera; Demospongiae; Haplosclerida; Niphatidae.
GUGGCUAACUGCGUGCAAUCUUGCUUGCAGUUUUCUCUCUCCUUGAAUGGAUAUUCCUUCAAACAGUCCAACUGACAUUAGGAGACAGAGCCACCUACCUACUCCUCAAGAAUUAAAAGACUUCAUACAAGAUGGCGGACAAGAAGGCACUAGUCCCUCAGUAUUGGAAAGACGGUCAGGAACAUGCCAUUGUUUCUCAUUAUCACCAAAAGCUAAUGCAUACAAGAACGUUCUUGGAGUUGGUCUCUCUUUCAUGUUAGUGACAAGCAGCGUGCUAGCCUUAGCUAGUUUACAGAGCUCUCUUAAUGAUGAAGAAGGGCUGGGGCUAGCUACACUAGCCAUUGGAAGUGCCUCCUUCCUCAUAUCAGGUUUAUUCUCCUCUUCUGUCAUCAAAGUAUUCGGUACUAAGUACACCAUUAUACUCGGCUAUGUCUCAUCCCUGGUCUACGUACUCACUAAUUAUUAUCCACGGUGGUAUACGCUGGUACCCGGUGUCGUUAGCUAUGGGCUUGGCCACGGUCCUAAUCUGGCGGCCAUUAAUGUACAUGUCACAAUAAUAGCAGUGAAAUACGCUCCUGUCUUCAAGGAGAAGACCGAUCAUUUGAUUGCUUUCUUUACCGGGAUGGCCACCAUGUUUUUUAGACUAGCGUUUAUCCCUGGUAACCUAGCAACUACUGUUAUUCUGUUUAGCGAACGAUCUAAUUCUGACAUGGAUAUCAUUGACUCCUCCCUGGGCCCUGUCUGCAAUAACACAGAGUUCCAAUCACUUGAACCUGGCUACGUUUAUAUCCUGCUCUCGUCUUUUGUCGCCAUGGCGAUUGUUGCCAUAGUGAUUGCGUUCUUUUUAAUCGAUAAUCCUGGAACUGACUUUAAGUAUCAGUCCUGUCGACGGUUUUUUGGUGUUUAUUUGAAGGAGCCGAUUCUGUCAACUUUCAAGAUGUUCCUUGAUUGGAAGAUAUACCUGCUACUGAUAAUGGUGAUUGUAACAUCAUUUACUACAGCGACUGUGAUAGGAAAACUAUCAAAGGUAUAUGUAUCAGAUUGUAUUGGUGUCCAUUGGGUUGGUCUCUUUUCACUGACGUAUGGUACAUGCAGUGGUAUAUCGGCCAUAGUAACUGGUCGACUGGUCAAAUACAUUCCUCAGUUCCUAAUGGUGUAUGGAUUCUCUGCUCUGAUGAUUGGGACUGUAUUCCUCCUCCUUUUCAUGGAUAUAGAGCCAAGCUAUGCUUUAGCCUUUGUUCCAAUAGCAAUCAUUGGUCUUUGUGAUGGAAUGUGGCAUACUCUGCCACCAACUCUUGUUGGCAUCCUGUAUCCAUUAAAAAAGGAGCCUGCUUAUUCAACAAUAAGAAUGGGACUAGCAGGAGGGCGUGUCUUGGGGUUUUUAUUAGGUCUUUUCUUUCCAGCGAGUGUUUCUCUCUGGACUGAAGUUGUUAUCAUUACUGUUGCUGUACUAGCUUACUCGAUACUAGUCUUUGCUACGCAAAGCAAGCAGCAAUUAUUACCGUGUCUUUAUUUAUCAAAGAAAGACAGCAAAACAGCAGAAGAUCAUAAUUAAGAAUUAUAUUCAUGAUAAUUCAUCAAUAGUCAAAAAUUAUUCAUUAUUAGAA